Messenger RNA from Caenorhabditis remanei, 690 nucleotides. RefSeq lists its product as uncharacterized. Bases 1 to 690 code for a protein of 229 amino acids. The record is from RefSeq and is a predicted model, not a curated record. NCBI's taxonomy places the organism in Eukaryota, Metazoa, Nematoda, Chromadorea, Rhabditida, Rhabditidae. The transcript has 2 exons.
AUGGAAGAUGAUGGAUUUACGCUGGUGACGGGAAGGAAAGCGGGAAAAUUGGCGGAUAGGAAGUUUGAAAAAACCGAAAACGGAACACACAUUCGAGUGGAUGGUACCAUCGAAGAAAUCGAUAAAUCAAUGAGCUCCGCGACGUGUUCCAUUCAAAAAUCCGGUCUCUCCACGUGGCUCCGUGAAAAAAUCGAUAAUUUGAUGACUGAAAAAGUUCAAAAAAUAUAUCUCAUCGGAAACGGUCAUUUCGACGGCUCCCGAGAGCCAGGAGCCCAUCAAUUGGCUCUUUUUCUCGAAAUUUCCACAAUUUUCGGCGCCCAAUUGAUAUUUCAAGACCCGGUGUGCUCACCGGCUGAGCUCCAAUGGCUCCAGACGAAAAAUGUCGAAAUUCGACAAAAAAUCGACACGGAAAUCGAUUUAUCGACUGGAAUCCCGACGAUUUUAGUCAUGAUUCAUGGAGAACACGAGUUGUUCGAUGGAAUUCUGAAAUUUAAUCAAAAAAUUGAAAAUUUAAUUGUGAUCGGAAAUAAUUACGGUGGUGUUGACUGGGAAUUGUCGAAAUUACGCGAAGAAAUGCCGCGGAUUAACGAGUUUUUUGAAAAAUCGAUAAUCACUUAUUUUCCGGAAACCUAUGAACCACAUAGCUCGGCGUUUUCCAGCACUGUUAUUAUGUCGCCAAUUGAUGAAUAA